AUGUCGCCGUCUCUGGUUACCCUCUGCGCCCUAGGCUUUGGAGCUACGGCUGUACAGGCAGCGUUGGCUCCCAACAGCACAUGGCCUGUACAGUCCUAUAACAGCACUGAUAUUCAUGCCUCCGUCCUCGAGACGACCAAGAUGGGCGAGACAGAUUCCGGAUAUAUCUUUGUUACCCCCUGGAACGGCCGCCGCAGUGGACACCCAUCAAUCUACAAGGAUGAUGGCGAGCUUGUCUGGCAGGGACCUGAGGGAAAUAUCUACGGCUUUCGACCUCAGAACCUGAGCAACAACCCUAUGCUCGUUUACUGGGAAGGAGAUUUCACCGGCACGGGUUAUGGCCACGGUGCUGUCAAUCUUCUCAACAGCUCUUAUCACCUAGUGCACAAGGUCACUCUUACCGAAGGAUACUUUAACACGGGACUGGACCACGAGGUUGAAUCUCACAUCGACUAUCACGAAGGCAUCAUUGAAAACGAGAAGAAGUCCCUCCUCGUGGCCGCUGCAAAUAUCACUCAGGCGGAUCUUCAGUCCGUGGGAGGUCCAAAGGACGGCUGGGUUGUUGAUGGCUUGAUUUACGACAUUGACAUCGAGACGAACAAGGUCCUCUUCCGUUGGAGUGCUGUGGAGCACAUCGACCAGAUCCCAUUCAAGCUAUCUCAGCGUCCGCUAGCUGGUACCGGAACAUCCGAGAAGAAUCCUUGGGAUUUCUUCCGUGUAUCCUCCACUGUCAGAUAUGGAGAUGACUACCUUGUCUCCUGGGACUAUGGAUGCAGUGUCCUGCACAUUGCUCGCAAUGGUUCAGUUGCUUGGAACCUCAAUGGCAUAACUGGCGGUGAUUUCAAAAUGGGACCCAAUUCCAACUUUUGCUUCCAAUACGGUAUACGCCUGGGGAAGACUAUCACGGAUGAGAAGAUCACUCUCUCUAUGCACAACAACGAUAACUCAGAAUUCAGCAAUGGAACGAAACCCACCACUGGACUUAUAAUGGACAUUGACCUUCAGAAGAUGGAAGUCGUUGGACGGCGAAGAAUGUGGAACCACGAACACCCCGUUGUCUCAAGAGAUCUAGGGAGCUUCCAAGCCUUGGAUACUGGCCAUUGUGUGGUACACCACGGUCAAAUUCCACUUAUUGAAGAAUAUAACAAGGACGAUGAACUUGUCAUGCAAAUCCGCUAUGGACAUGAUCUGGUUGAUGCCUCUUAUCGAGUUCACCGUGUCGCCUGGACUGGAAUGCCCGCAACUAAGCCAAGCGUCAAGGCAUGCCGCAAGGCCGGUGAGGAUAUUGUGGUGUACGUGAGCUGGAAUGGCUCAACUGACAUCACGUCAUGGAAGGUUUUCGAGGUGUCUGAGGGUGGCAUGCCAAAGGAGAUUAAGGAUGAGGCUCGGACCGGGUUUGAAACCACGAUACAGGCGCAAUCCGCAGCUGAGAAGGUUCUAGUUGCUGCCGUUGGAGGAUUCGGCGAUGGCGUGGAGUCCGACCCUGUUACUGUUGACCAGUGCUGA
Messenger RNA from Nannizzia gypsea CBS 118893, 1506 nucleotides. RefSeq lists its product as hypothetical. The coding region runs from base 1 to 1506 and encodes 501 amino acids. The transcript is spliced from 2 exons. NCBI's taxonomy places the organism in Eukaryota, Fungi, Ascomycota, Eurotiomycetes, Onygenales, Arthrodermataceae. The record is from RefSeq and is a predicted model, not a curated record.